AUGACCAACCUCGCAUCUCGCACUAUCGUCCUUAUCACCGGUGCCAACCAAGGCAUCGGUUAUGCAGUCGCUCAGGGGUUACUCGCUUAUAAAGGCUUCUAUAUUCUCCUUGGAUCGCGGAAUGCCUCGCGUGGAUCUGAAGCUGCCGCAAAACUUGAUCCCACCGGUCAAUCAGUGGAAGCAAUCACCAUAGAUGUGGCCGAUGAUACCUCUAUUCAGCAAGCCGCUGACCUUGUCGAGUCGAGACACGGGAGAUUAGAUGUUCUGAUCAACAACGCUGGAAUCAACCCCGAAAUUGACAUCUUGAUUCAGCAACAAAAGAAGCCACAGGGAGACGGGCCAUCAUCUCAAUCUUUAGAUCUGGCCCAGCAACGCGAGAUCUUCCGUAGCGUAUAUGAAGUCAAUCUGUUUGGCGCUGCUCAGGUGACCGAGGCAUUCACACCUUUACUUGAGAAGUCGUCUGUUUCUCCAGUUCGGAUUAUUUUUGUAUCUUCACAUACAGGCUCCAUGGGUCUCCGACUUGAAUCCUCCGGUGCGGACUAUGCAAAGUUCUCUCGUCCCUCAUUUCCCGUUUAUCGCAGCAGCAAGGCAGCAUUGAAUAUGCUGACCCUGCACUAUGCGGCCAAAUUUCAAGAGAAGGGGUGGAAGGUGAAUGCAUCUUGUCCAAAUCUGACUGAUACCAAUUUUACCCGGGGUUUCGGGAAUGGACGGCCUGCAUCGGAGUCUGCGGUCAACAUUAUUCGACUGGCAACUCUCACGGCGGAUGGUGAAUCGGGUGUGUACUCCGAUGAGAUUGGCGCUGUGCCAUGGUAG
This is a messenger RNA of Penicillium macrosclerotiorum, 813 nucleotides long. RefSeq lists its product as uncharacterized. Gene Ontology annotation, cellular component: membrane. Lineage: Eukaryota; Fungi; Ascomycota; Eurotiomycetes; Eurotiales; Aspergillaceae. The record is from RefSeq and is a predicted model, not a curated record. The coding region runs from base 1 to 813 and encodes 270 amino acids. The transcript has a single exon.